Molecule: messenger RNA, 1128 nt
Organism: Chenopodium quinoa (quinoa)
Lineage: Eukaryota; Viridiplantae; Streptophyta; Magnoliopsida; Caryophyllales; Amaranthaceae
Exons: 4
Coding region: 101-979 (292 amino acids)
Molecular function (GO): hydrolase activity
Source: RefSeq, a predicted model, not a curated record
CUGAUUCCCGAAGCAUUCAGGAAGUUGUGCUCUUUCCUGCCAUGAAGCCUCUGUUCGAGCCAUCUACUGAUGAAAGUCAUUGUUCAUCAUCAUCACAUCCAUGUCUUCCUCUUUCCGUAUCGUUGUCAUCGGAGACAUCCAUGAAGAAUGGACACUAGAACAUGACUCCAAAGCGCUCCAAUUUUUACAGCCUGAUCUGGUGCUGUUCACAGGUGACUUCGGCAAUGAGAAUGUUGAGCUUGUAAAGAGUAUUGCAAAGCUUAAUAUCCCUAAAGGAGCAAUACUUGGAAAUCAUGAUUCCUGGUCUACUAGUAAGUUCUCCAAGAAGGAGAAAGAUGGAGUUCAACUUCAACUGGAAUACCUUGGUGAAGCACAUGUUGGAUAUGACUGCUUUGACUUUCCUCCGUUAAAGCUUAGUGUUGUAGGUGGGAGACCAUUUUCUUGUGGAGGCGAUCAGUUAUUCCGGAAGAAGCUUAUAACGGCCAGAUAUAGAGUACAUAACAUGGAAGAAAGUGCUGAACAAAUUUACAAGGCUGCGUUACAGACUCCAAAGGAAAAUUCCAUUAUACUUCUCUCGCAUAAUGGACCAAGAGGUCUUGGUUCUGGCAAAGAUGACAUGUGUGGCAUUGACUGGAUGCCUGAAGCUGGAGAUCAUGGGGAUCCAGAUCUAGCACAAGCAAUUUUGCAAUUGAAAGAGACCACCAGCUAUAACAUUCCUUUGGUAGUGUUUGGGCACAUGCAUAAAGAAUUAUCUUGCGGAGGUUCUCGAAAGAUGAUAGCAAUGGAUGGGGAAACCAUGUACCUGAAUGCUGCUAUUGUUCCUAGAGUGAAGUAUCCAAGCUCUGGAGGUUCAAUUCGAGCAUUUACAGUGGUAGAAUUUUCAGGUGGCAAAGUAGUUAGGGUAGCAGAAACUUGGGUGUCAAUCUUGGAUGAUGAAUCCUCACUUGAAGAGGAGCACCUGCUAUUUGGUAGUAGCUAGUUUUUGAUUUGUGAAAUGUAUAGGAACAUUGUUAUAAGUGGAAUAUGGAAAAUGCAAGUAUUUAGCUAUAUCAAUUGUGCAUAAAGCUUACAUCAAACUACGAUACUAUGAUUCUGGAUGGCACUAUGGCCGUGUAUUAUCAGCUCUAA